Molecule: messenger RNA, 2424 nt
Organism: Colletotrichum graminicola M1.001
Lineage: Eukaryota; Fungi; Ascomycota; Sordariomycetes; Glomerellales; Glomerellaceae
Exons: 3
Coding region: 1-2424 (807 amino acids)
Source: RefSeq, a predicted model, not a curated record
AUGGACACCACCCAGGAGCGGCAACGCCAUACCACAAACUCCAUCGCAGAGCAGGAGCUGUUCUUCACCCAGUCGUCGGGGUCCCACAGCCAUGGCCAGCCUCAGACUGGCCAGCAGUUGCAGCCUCGGUGGUAUGAUGACAUUAACAACGACUCGCCUGUGGAACCAAGAAGCGGGGUCCCUGCCGUCAACAUCAUCCCGGCUACGCCCACAACCAUUCGCUCCAAUAGCGUGCGCUCAAAUGCUUCCUAUCCCGAGUAUGUCGACCACAGGCAGCAGAUGUCUGACCCUCUGCCCGAGGUGACGGAGGAGGAUAAUAUCUACGACCCGCCAGGCAUCAGGAACAACUCGCCGCCACACGGCGAGUCCAGGGUCCCAGCCCAUGGCACCUCGUCUGCUUAUAACGCCACUGGCUUUGACCAACCAAAUGGGCCGCCUUCGUCAUUCGAUAAAGGGAAAGCCACCGAGACACGUCCAGAGGAAUACAACGAUGCGCCGGGCUCGCCUGAGUACGAUCGUCCGUCUUCCCUCAAUCAUGUCAGGGCGGCUGGACAGCAUCCGGAGCCCGUCUUGCAGCAUCAAAACACAGAGCACUCGGGCUAUAACGAUGGCCCCGCGAUACCCGAUAAGGGUAAAGCCGCCGAGACUUAUCAUAACAACCAAGACCGGCCGGCCCUGCCCGGUCCAAGGCCCGUGUCUACAGAGGUCCCCGACUAUUAUGCCCAAGAACGCGGUGGCUAUGGUGUGAAUCCCGCAGUUCAAGAGCAGGAGGAUCGCGACUAUGCCAUGGCGCUCGCUCUCCAAGAAGAGGAGAACCAGGCGCCUCCUCUUCCGCACCGGUCUAGCCAGCCCGCGUGGAGCAGCAACGGGCCUCUGUCAUCCAACCCCUUUACAUCUCCCGAAGACGAGGACUUUGCCUUUGCUCAGCGUCUCCAGGCAGAAGAGGCUGGACAGUCAGAAGAGUUUCAACAGGCACCACCUCUGCCAGCCCGUCCUCACCCCAAAGCCGUCGAGGAGCUGCUCGCCCAGAGCCCAGUGUCACCCCCCUUCUCCAAAACACCCUCAACAGAGGGCAUCGCGCCUCCCCCCAAGCGUCAGGGUUCAGACUUUGGCAACGACGACCCCUCCAACCCCAUCCACUACUCCCGGGACCCCCACAAGCUGAUCACAUACCUGGUGCCCUUCCCCAAGCCCUGGCUGAAGGCCAAGGCGCCCUCUGACGCCAUCCCUACGCGCUUCCUGAUCUACACGCCCCCGCCUCCGCCGCUCCAGGCGCCGCCCGAGGGCGUCAAGGAGAGCGUCGCGCACAAGGUGCAGCGUAAGUGGCAGAAUGAGGUCCGGCAGGCCAAGACGAGCGAUGCAAAAACGACGAGCUGGGCGGGGUUCAAAGCCAAGUGCACCCGCGGCGUGGACAAGGCGAUGCAGUACACCACUACGAGCAACCUGGAUUACCUCGCGAGGGUCACGCCUUCGCCGAAGCCCCCGUCGUCCAUCUCCCACAAGCUGGCGAUCAAGGGCAAGGGGAAGAAGGAUAAGAAGGACAAGGCCGCCGACGGCGAUGAGAAGGACGGGAAGGAGAAAGGCGAGACGUCCGAGAAGAGGGAUGACACGGAGACACUACUCAACGACCCGAACAGGGGUCAAGAAGGGAAAGUCGUCGACGAGCAGGCGCGGCAGGAGAAGCUCGCCGAGGAGCAGGGCUACAAGGACGAGGAGAAGGGCGAGCACGGCGACUUGAUGGAAGACGACCCGGCCCACGCGUCGCAUGAGACGAAGAGGACGGUCGGGGUCGAGGAGAUCGUCUUCGUGUACUCGCCGUCGAUGAAUAUGACGCCCGAGGCCAUGCGGGAGGAGUUCAUCAAUUCCAUCUUGCGCACAAAGUCCAAGGCGCAGCGGGACGCCAUCAUCGCGACGGGGCUGCUGCCCAUAUCGCUGGCGAUCGACACCCUCAUGAUCGCCGUCUCUGGACUCUUUGAGGUCAACGCCGUGUGGGCGUACUUCACAAUCAAGGGCUCCAAGACGGCGCGUUCCGUCACAAAACGCCUCGCGUCCUCCUCCAAGAAGCCCGAGUCCAUCGAUCCGGAGAAGUCCGAGGCCGAGAUGGCCGAGGAGGACAAGCUGAAGCUCAGCUUUAAACCGGCGAACCGCCUCGACGUCCUCGCGCGGUACCUCGAGGCCGAGUGCCACCGCGUCGACUCGAGAAUGUUUCCCAGAUACACGUCGUCACCUACAGAAGUCGAGUGCCUGGAGGCCAUCGGCUGGUCCCCCGCCCUGACGCGCGGGCAGAAGAACUGGGAGGACGAGGCGUGGGAGGUAAAUGACGUCAAAGAAGACCUGCGGGUGGUAAUGCACAAGGCGGCCAAGGAGUGGCGCAAGUGGUGCGGCCGGUUCGAGAAGAACCCGGAGAAGAGCCUGAGCAAGUGA